AUGCCUGCCCACAUUUUUGAGUCUUCAUCUUCAUCCCAGGACUUUUCCUAUGCGGAUAUCUACUCACCCUCCAUGAUUAGCAUUUUAGAAGGACAUGAAAAUUGGAGCAACGAUCGCUCACGACGAAACGAGGAGCUGAGGACGGCGGUCAAGGAGAGACUUUGCGAAGGCGUCCCCGUCGAGGACUUCGUCCACCACGUCUGGAGGCUUCCACUUGACAAGAUGCAGGUCAUCAUGGAGCAAGACUGGCCCGUCUGUCAGAAUCAUUUGGACAGGUAUCGAGCGACACUAGAAGGAAGGGGAAACCAAUCCACCUCAUUUCGCGUCAUCUGCUCGCGACUUUUGAACGACGUGCAUGAGGCGUUCGGGAUGCGAACCAGGGAGAUGGAGGACGAAUUCUUGGAUUCAAGAGGACGGCCUUGCCUCGAAAACGCGUAUGUCGAUGGCGAUCCGGAUUUUGUACGCGUCUGGAAGAGCGAUCGGCAAGAUGCCCUCCCCGACUGGGAGUCGGUCAAGACCUUCAUUAAUUUUACUGCCGUCGAUUCUACGCGUCGUCAGCAAGUGGGCGAAUCAUUGGAAGAACCGGAACACAUCUUCGGCCCACCUCACUAUGUCACACUUGCCCACCCCUUCGACCAACCUGGUGCUUUCCAAACGAUGUCAACCACCAAUGACAUCACGGACGACGAGCUGCGAAUAGCGCUCUACGCCAAGGAAUGCUUCACGGUUUACGCCGACCGGUCAUACGUGACCGCGCUCCUUAUAGACGGUUUCAAAGGCUCGCUGUGGUACUUCGACCACCACCUCGCGAUGCACACCGUGUCUUUUGAUUUCAGCUCGCGUCUCGGACUCCGCUACCUCGCGCUUGUUUUAUUUGCUAUGGCUAAGUGUGAUAUGCAAGGCGCGGGGUUUAACCCGUUAUUCCAGCGCCUUCACGGUCUGUCGUCGGGGGAUCGAGUGGCAUGGACGCCCAUAGAUAAUCCGGCGAAGGUAGCGGACGAUAAUUGUUAUGUUUUCCCGCUCCGAAAGGGAGAAAAGCAGAGGCGGUUCUUCGUUAUUGACGACUGGGUGGACGCAACGUACCGGUUUAUAGCGCCUGGGACGACAACACACAGUGUCCGGACAGGUGUGCUAGGCGGCAAGGUUUCGUAUGACAGCCAGACGCUGAAGAUGACUUGGAGGCCGCAAGAUGAGGAUCACGAGCAAAUUACCCUGGGGCACAUUAUGGCACCUCUCCCAGAUGAGUGGCUUGCCCAUGUUCCGUUGGAGAUCACUUUCGCGGCUGCGUAUUCCGUUGAGGAUCUGCAAUUUCCAUGGACGAAGAUGGAUAUAAGGCUACCACCGGAGUUAGAAGAUGUCGAUCCUCCUUCUCUUCACGUGUCGGUUUAUCCGGAGUGCCAACCACUCUGGGAGGCGGGCAGUGUCAAGGACUUCAAACGAGUUUUUAUUCAUUGCCUUGAAUGCCACUACCACGCCUACAAAGACGCUGAGCACCUUCAUGGUGCCAUUGGCGAGAGAAGUCUGAAAGUGAAAAAUUGCACAAACGCAGACGGCAGGCGCAGGCGCCCACUGGGUAUCCUUACUGAUUGGGAAAUAGGUCCGCAACCACGACAGGAGGACGACACAGAGCAUCCCAUGGAAGUCGGCCACGGAUCGGGUCCCUUCACUUUUAUCGCGGCGGAGCUUGCUCUCGACAUACAAGUUUUCGGAACGGCGAGGAUGCAUUACUAUCGACACGACCUCGAGUCAUUCUUCUACGUCCUCGUCUGGGCGUGUGUCCACUACAACCUGAACGACAAACACCGAGACGCCGUAGACCCGCACGGAGUGCUGCGAGAGUGGUCCUCCAAGGAAUCCUCACCCAGAAGCAAGAUGGAGUUCAUCAACAGCCGAUACGGUUAUGGCGACAAGGUUAGCGACUUGGUGAAGAGCGAAUGCGACGAGCUUUACGAGACGUGGGUGCGUCCGUUGAGAAGACUCUUUCGCACGGCGUUCGCUUCAAUCCCCGGAGAAGGUGAUGACGAUGAGGACUAUGAUUUCGAGACUUGCAAUGGCCUUCUCACUUUCGAGAACUUCAUGCAGGUUAUUGGACAAACACCUAGGAGGCUCGAACCUCGGUAA
This is a messenger RNA of Cyclocybe aegerita, 2121 nucleotides long. The record is from the annotation of a GenBank genome assembly. NCBI's taxonomy places the organism in Eukaryota, Fungi, Basidiomycota, Agaricomycetes, Agaricales, Hemipholiotaceae.